Messenger RNA from Monoraphidium neglectum, 1881 nucleotides. Its product is annotated as separase. Gene Ontology annotation, cellular component: centrosome; mitotic spindle; nucleus. The transcript has 6 exons. The record is from RefSeq and is a predicted model, not a curated record. The coding region runs from base 1 to 1881 and encodes 626 amino acids. Lineage: Eukaryota; Viridiplantae; Chlorophyta; Chlorophyceae; Sphaeropleales; Selenastraceae. Gene Ontology annotation, molecular function: cysteine-type endopeptidase activity. Gene Ontology annotation, biological process: proteolysis; meiotic chromosome separation.
AUGCUCGCGCACCUGCCGCCCGCCACUGCGGCGGUCAGCGUCUGCGGCGCGCCGGGGGGCGAGGGGCUCCUGGUGUGCCGCCUGGACGGCCCGGACGCGCCGCCGCUGGUCGCGCUGCUGGCGGCCCCAGAAGGCGACGAGGCCAGGACGCCGGCCGACCUGGCCGCCGAGCUGUCCUCGAUUCUCGAUGACAGCUCAGCCAGCAUGCGCGGCGGCGCCGCGCUCGCCACCGACGCGCUCAAGGCGGCGUGGUGGGAGUCGCGCUUCGCGCUCGACAAGCGCAUGGCCGCGCUGCUGCGGCGGACGCCGGACGGCAGCAGCGGCAGCAGCAGCAAGGGCAAGGGCAGCAGCGGUGCAGCGGAUAUGCAGCGGGCGCUGCUGGACCUGUGCCGCUUGACGCGGCACAGGGUUGAUGCCCUGCAGCUGUCCGCACUUGAAUCCGCCCUGAGGGCCGCGCAGGCCGCAGCCAUAGCGGCCGUGCCGCCGGCGGCCGGCACCCCGCGCGGCGACAGCCGCGGCGGCGGCCGCGGAGCUGGCGAGGCUGGCGAGGCUCCGCCUAGGACGCCGGCGCCGGCGCCCCGCGCGCGCAAUGGGGCCGGCGCCGCGUGGCGGGAGGACGCCGAGAACGCGCCCCCCUCGGCAGGCCCCGCCGCGGUCGCGGCAACGCCAGCAGCCGCCCGCAAGCCCGCGCGCUCGCGGCUGGCCGCCAUGAGCGCCCAGAAACAGCCGCGUCCCGCCGUCGCCGGCGGCGCGACGCCCGCCGGCGGCGGCGCGGACAGCCUGGCAGGCAUGCUCGCUUCGCGCCUGAACAUUUGCGAUGACGAGGGCCCCGCAGCCGGAAGCUCUCGGCGGCGCACCGGUGCAGCAGCAGCAGGGACGGGCGCAGAGGCCGCUCCGUCCGCGCGCGCCCCGCCCGUCCCGCGCAAGGCGCCGGCGCAGGCGCGGCGCGUGCGGUUCGGCGGCGGAGCCGCGAGCGGCGGCAGCAGCGCCGACGAGGAUGAGGGCGGCGGCGAGGGCGUGGCUCGGCCGCCUCGCAAUCCGCCGGCGGUGCCGCCCAGCGUCGCACGGCACGCAGUGUGCCCCAGCCUCGCCGUCGCCGCCGCGGCCGCCGCGCGCCACUGCGCGGGCCCGUGCGGCAGCAGCACCGCCGCGGUGCCGGCGGCGCCGGCGCUCGACCUGGCGUCAGCUUUCUAUCUGCUCAACCCGGACGGCGACCUGCCUGCCACCCAGGACAGCUUCGAGGGCUGGCUGGCUGGGCAGCUGGGCAUAGAGGGCACCGCCGGCCGCCGCCCGGACGCGCGCGCGCUCGCGCAGCGCCUCUCCUCGCGGGACGUCUUCCUGUACUUCGGCCACGGCGGUGCAGAGCAGUACGUCCCUCAGCAGCAGCUGCGCCGCCUGCGCCGCUGCGCGGGCAGCCUGCUCAUGGGCUGCAGCAGCGGGCGGCUGCGGGGCGGCGACGGCGGCGACAGCGGCGGCGGCGGGGGCGGGUACGAGCCGUCGGGCGCGAUCUGGGCAUACCUACUCGCCGGCUGCCCGGCGGCGGUGGCAAAUCUCUGGGACGUCACCGACAGGGACAUCGACCGCUUCGCCCGCGCAGUCCUGGAGGGCUGGGUCAGCGGCAGCCCUGCCUGCAGCGCCAGCAGCGGCGGCAGCAGCGGCGGCAGCAGCGGCGGCAGCGGCAGUGGCGGUGGCGACGGCACAAGCGCGGGCGGUCGCGGCAACGGAGGGAGCGGUCGGGCGCCCGGGGCGCCCGUGUUGGUCGGCGGCGCGGUGGCCGCGAGCAGGGGUGUGUGCCGGCUGCCAAGCCUGAUUGGCGCGGCGCCAGUGAUCUAUGGCAUCCCUUGUAUGGUGCGGCCGCUGCCGGCAGGGGGCACGCCAUGA